CAGCCGCUCAAUGUUGUCGCGCAUGCGCCCAGCACCUUUUACAGAUAUCAUAAACCCCGAACGAAGCACAAAGCAGGAAACUCUAGGGCCCGUCGUACCAAAUGUCGGGAGUUUUAAAUCUCGUAAUAUUUUAAUUUUAUACCAACCUUCAGUGAAAACGAGCAUGUGAUUUGCUAGUGCUACUUCUAACAGUGGUUUUUACGUCAUCAUGUAUAAAACUGUGCGCCAUGGCGAAAAUAGUCUUCAGUAUACUAUCCUUCCGCAGACCGAAGAAGUGCUUAACAACAGUGGACUUAAAGGGAAAGGGCGCGAUUACAGCCCCUCAAUUCACGUGAGACGGUCCAGGCGAAGAUCAACCCUCAAAUAUGUAUUAAUGGUUAUAUUUGGAACCGUUAUAGCCCUAGCAUUGGCUUCGGUUCCUCUUUACGUUAUGAACGGUGCUAUAUUUGCACGAAGAAUGCAAUUCGAUCACCAUGAUACUACGACGCCAGCUCUCACUCCUGGUGGAAGAGAAAUAUUACGAUCCCGUAAAAAGGAACUGAAGAUGUCUGCUGAAACUACCAUGAAACCUAAAUUGGACAUUUUAACUACCACAAUAACUUCCUCUACUACUUCACCAGUCCCCAUAACUGUGACCAGUGAAAAGAUUACAAAUCCAUGGACGAUGCCUGCUUUAAGGUCUUGGAAAGCAGCGUCAUCGACGGCUCUACCACAAUUACCAACAGAAGAUAUCGAACGGAUUCCACUCAUUGGUACACCUUCAGGAAGUGUGCGUCUUCUAGACCAUUACAUGUCCAUGAGGCCAUGGGAUAAGGACAUAAUAAUUAGACCAACCGUCACCUCAGAACCUAUAACGAUUCGUGACGUUUUUAACUAUUAUUCCAUUCACUCUACAGAGAAAGUUGUAACGGAUAGCCCGAAAGUAUUUGAAGAUGUAUUGAUCACCACAAAGGCUACGAUGAAGAACAUAGCAACUACUGAAGCUAGUGCGAGUGAUCUAUCAAAGUUCAAUGACCUAAAAGACACACUGCUAUCCGCAGAUACCGAUGAAGAGGUAAAGGAAACGCUAGAAGAGGACGAAGUAUUUUCUUUACCACCAUUAAAACCAGAUACGGCGGUGGGCUCGGAUUCAGAUGAAGUUACAGUUUCUAAGACCACAAAUGGCUGGUAUGGCCAGAAAUGGCCAUUUGUAGAUUCCUCAACUUACUUCCAGUGGCCUGUGAAUAGCCCCAAUGAUGGCAUCUUACUACCACUAUUAACAGCGGCUUUAUCAUCGAUGACUCUGGUGCUACUAUUGGCUUUUGCGAUCAAGUUAAGAAAACGUACCAGCCAUCCCUGCGCUCAUACUGGGAAGUUAUCCGCCGAAUCUCAAACUGACGACAACACUAACUUAUUGACGGCUGAAAAUCCAGAAGAAGUCGAGGAGUGAGAUGAGAAAUUAUAAUUUAAUUUUGCUUUUUGUCAUAUGCACAUUAAGGAAACAUUUUGAAUAUAAAAUACAUGAUUUUUAGAUCCAUUUCCAUUUAAAUACUAUAAAAAAAUCUUUUGAUGAGUAAUUUUCCUAAUCGUGCAUAAGACCUUAAAUGAUAAUUAAAUUUUACAUAAUCUAUCAUAUAACAACCUAAUGUCUAUGGUAUCUCAUUGAUCGAUAAAAAGACAUCCAUAUACAAUGUUCAUUAU
This is a messenger RNA of Pieris rapae (cabbage white), 1680 nucleotides long. RefSeq lists its product as uncharacterized. The record is from RefSeq and is a predicted model, not a curated record. The transcript is spliced from 3 exons. Lineage: Eukaryota; Metazoa; Arthropoda; Insecta; Lepidoptera; Pieridae. The coding region runs from base 209 to 1429 and encodes 406 amino acids.